Messenger RNA from Bipolaris maydis ATCC 48331, 1934 nucleotides. Lineage: Eukaryota; Fungi; Ascomycota; Dothideomycetes; Pleosporales; Pleosporaceae. The record is from RefSeq and is a predicted model, not a curated record.
GCUUUUGCGCGCACCUUUUUGGGUUUUUUAUGCCCACCCAACCCGAUUUUCUGCCAAAUAUUGAUUUCUCUCACACGUGAGGUACCCGCCGCCGCAGGGUCCAACGCGACUUCCCAACAUCGAAAUUAAGCUCGUCCACUCAGCCUGGGGCCUGCGAUUCCAUCAACCGCACCCUCUCCUUUCAACCGCUCAUCGACGGACGGCGCCUUGCGAUAGUUGCGAUGGCGUCGGGACGCGAUGUGCGCGAUAUGCUCGGCCUGCCUGCUGCCGGCGGUGAUGCGCCAAAGACAGUAGGUUCAGCAGCACUGGCGGCGCAGACACAGAAGCGGUCAAAGCCUGCGGGAGGGAGCAGGAAGAUACAGGGCGUUGCGCGCGAGGUUGCUGCGCUGUAUGGUGAACGGCCGCCGCCCGUCGCCGUCUACGAGGAGAAGAAGGCGUACAGGGCGAAGAGGCAGAGCACAGGGCCGGCAAAGAAAUGGAUACAACAGCCCUUUACCAAUCCCGCGCGUGCCGAUGGCCUUGUGCUGAGGCACUGGCGGCGCAAGCCCACAGCCGCACCGCCUGUACAGGAAGCCGAUGACGCGACGAUGCACGAGGGCGACGCGGCAGACACAUCAGACACCUAUGUCGAAACAUGCUCAGACUACGCAAAGUACGAUAUCAAGGUCGACAUGCCCAGCUUCACCGACGAGGAGUACGACCAGUUCCUGCGCAGCGACGACUGGAGUCGCGAAGAAACAGACUACCUGUUUGAAGUCGUCCGAGACUAUUCGUAUCGAUGGCCUGUCAUAUGGGAUCGCUACGACUAUCAGCCGUCGCGACAGUACGCGCCAGACUUGACAGACGGUGGCGACCAAGCACUCGCAACAAUGCCGUUUGCGCCUUCAAAAAAGCGAUCACUAGAAGAUCUCAAAGCGCGCUUUUACGACAUUUCUGCGAAGCUCAUGAAGCAGCGCAUACCAGAAGUCUCCAUGGAUGCCGACCAAUACAGCCUCUACGAGAUGCUCACCAAAUUCGAUCCUGUCAUGGAAAGGAACCGCAAGAUGCUAGCUACAGCGCUCAUCAACCGCACAAUGGACGAGGUCAAGGAGGAGGAAUUCUUACUCACCGAACUCCAGCGCAUCAACAUGGCUGCCAACCGUCUCGAUGCCGAACGCGAAGAACUCCGGGCACGGCUCGACGCACCACCCCAGAAUCCACAAGCCUCGGCAGGGUUACAAGCCUUUACAUCAUCACAAGCGCUACAAGCUCUUUUCCAGCAAUUAUUCCAACAAGACCGCAGCAAGAAGCGUGCAGCCGGUGGUGGGUCAGGACCUGGUCGGCUCAGUCUCUCCGCCAACGACAUGGUACACACUCCUGGCUCAGCGCAACAACAACUAUCCGCAGCGAAUCGCCGGCAAAGCAUGGCACAGAACCAACAAACACCUGCCCAAACGCCUGUCAAGCAUCUCUCUCCACACCAAGAGCAUCGCUUCAACGUAUCAACACACGACCGGCUCACAUCAGGAGUUACGUUCGGCUCUGACAAGUUGCUUAAGAUGCGACAGGCCAAGAGCAAUGUUCAGACGCAAAAGAUUGGCCAAAUGCUUGCAGCGCUGGGUGUGAGUGACAUUGUCCCAAUACCCACUAGCAAAGUGGGUGAAGUCUUUGAAGUUUUGGUUACCAAGGUCAGCAAAUUGCUCGAUGUGCGAAAAGUGCGUGAGAAGGAAGAGGGAGAAUGCAAAGUUUUGCUUGCUAUGAAAGAACGGCGCAUGGGUAGUGGAAACGGAAACAACGGUGACGCUGAUGAUGGCGAUGUGGAUGCCGAAGGCGAGGACGACAGCAAACAACAGUCUCGAGCAACGAGUCACAGCGCGUCUGGCCAAGGGCACAAGAGAAGUGCAAGUGUCUUUUCACAAGGGAGCGAGAUGAGCAGCAAACGAGCGAGAAAGUAG